CGGAUAGUAGCUUUUGAACACUGCUGAUAUUCGUAUCUCGUUUGCAAGAAACUUGGCAAGAGACCGACCGCAGGCAGAAAAAAAUAAAAUAACACAAUAAACAACAAAAAAGAAAUAGACUUUCAUAUAUUCAACAACAAAAAACUUCAAUAGAUACUUUUUUCUAAAUUUACACCAACAAUCAUCAAAUUUUUUAAACAAAAGAAAAGAAAAACUACGAGAUCCAAAUUUUAUAUUUCAAAAAAAAUAAUAAAUUAAAAAAACAACGUCAACCAAAAUCUCCAAGGAUCUCAUUCUCAAUUACAAAAAAUCUGAUUAAAGAUUCUGCUAAGCCAAAAAAAUCUAUUUUUGAAAACCCACAAAAGCGAUUUUAGACACACGAAACGUGAACCAAACGGAUAUCAGAGAGCGGAUAGAAAAGUUAAACUUUUUUUUACAAUUAAUCAACAAAAACCAAUCAACCAACAACUAACAACCUAUAAAAACAAGUGUUUUUUUAAAAUUCAAGUGUAUUUGCUCGCUUUUUCCAUUUUAUUGAUUUAUUCACUCUUAUUUUGCUGGAAAAAACACCAAAACCAAAUCCAGUAAGGACUCUUCUUGGAAACCGGCGGUUCCGCGUCAACGUCAAAGUCAACGGCAACAGGAUAAUGAAAUAGGGAAAAACCGAAACCAUCUCAGAGAUAAAAGUUUAUAAAUCAAAUCAAAUACAAUACCUACACAAGUGAUAUGCAAGUGCUGUGAGAAAAAGAAUACAAAUAAAAUAAAAUUAAUUAAAAGUUACAAAUUAAUAAAAAGCUGAGCUGAUGAGAAGAAAAAGAUAAAGAUAAAGAUAUUCGUUCAAGAGCUGAGAUACAAAAAAUUUAAAAAGUUAAAACUACGGACUGCAAUUCUUUUCUAAAAAGAAUUGUCCGCAGCUUAAAAAGAUAAAAGAGAUAUAUAUUAUAUAUAUGUACAUGUUUUUUUAAUUUGAUUAAUUUAUAAUUAAUUUCGUACAAGUUUAAGUAGUUGUUGAUUAUUUUUCCAAUUCAAUUUUAAAAAAGAAAAAAACUCAUUGUUAAUGACACACUGUUUUUUUGUUUGUCGAAAGAAAAUUGUGCUUUUCCAAAUGAAUGUGUGUGUGAUUGUGUGACGCGAUAACAAAUUUAACAAAAAAAAAAAACAAAUAAGAAGAAAAUCGGUAAACAAUUUUUUUGUUUGUCAAAAUUGAGGACAUCAAAAGUUCGCGCGUUGUCAACAGUAAAAAAAGGAAGUCGUCAUCGUCGUCGUCGUUGUUGUCGUCGGCCACCGAAACCGAAGACAGGAGCAGCAAUUCAAGCAACAAAAAUAGUGAUACUAGUAGUAAACUUGUCAAAAUUGACGAAGUAGUUUUCGAAGAAUUACUCAUGAAAAUGGAAGUGCUCUCUGUGCAAAAUCAAUUUCAAGGGCAAUUCGGUGUCAUAGGGUCAACUAAAGUUAAAGACUGGACCAGUCCUCUUACACCACCGCCAUCUCACCACCACUAUAGUAAUAGUAGUAAUAAACAAAGUUCCAUCGAUAUUGUCGACGGUCAUCACCAUCAUCGUACAACAAUGUCAUCGCCAACGGCAAUGCAUCAUCAUCAUCAUCAUCACCUUAACCAUCAUCAUCACCUGCAAGCUACAACAAAAUCUAGAACUAAUAGGCAAACAACAAAUUACAGUGAUAAUAAUAUUAGUAGUAAUACAAACGCUACAAAUUUAAGUUCUAGCAAUAAUAUUAAUAUAAAUAAUAAUAAUAAUAAUUCAACCACCAAUAAUAUUACCACCAACCCCACCAGUGGUAGCCAAACGAAUAAUCGCUACAAUAGUAAUUUAAUAUGUAUGACAGAUGAUGAUGCAUCCGUUAAUGCAUUGUCGAUACGUUUGCAGAGCGAACUUCGUGCGGCUAAAAGUCGCCAUUUAGCAUGCACCGAGGUCUCAUUACCAUGGGAUCUAACACCUAGGAUAGCAGCUGAAAUAAUUAAAGUAUCUGAAAAGGAGCCAUGCGGCAUUAGGGGUUGUACAAUUUAUAUUGAAUUCGAGGAUGAGCCAAGUAAUACAAGGCGAAUUGCAUCGAUGAAAGUAGAUCCUAAUACAGUACCUACUUUUGAGCUGUAUUUAACACUGAAACAGGACAAGAGUGGCUGGACAUCACUGUUGCCGCAGUUUAUUAAAAAUCUUACUAAAAGCAGUACAAUUUUGAUUAGUCCUGACUUUUCAUUAACCAAAAACAAAUUGUAUCACAGUUCGUCAGAGUAAGAUUUUUAAUAUACAUUCUCAUUUAGUAUCUAUCUCCAUCCUGACCCACUCUUUCUCUCUACAAUAAAACUACAUCAACAAAAUAAAAACAACAAUAAGAGAAAAUAAUAAUUUCAAAUCCCUCCGAAUGUUUAUCUUAUCUUAUUACAAAAAAAUAAUAAUAACGCGCGCAAUCAAAACAACAAAGAAAAUUAAAAGCUUUACUUGUUUUUCAUCCCCCCGAUCAACGAAAUAAGUAAAAACAAAAAAAAACAACAAAAAAAACAAUAAACCCAACCCCAGUUGAAAAAUAAAUAAAUAUAUAUACAUAAAUAUACAAUUACACCCAAAAGCCAUUCAGAGGCCGAAAGAAAGAAAGAAAAUUUAACUACAAAUUGAAAUCUUUUUCAAAACCAUCAACAAUAAAAAAAAACCAACAACAACAACAACAACCAACCAACACACAUAAAAAGUGGCAGCACUUUUGAAACAACAAAAAUAAAAGAAACAAAAAUGUUUAAGGUAUUUUUUUAAAAUGAAAUUCUUAAACUUUCGUAUUUUUAAGUAUUAUCAUCAAAAUAAAAAAAAAACAAAGGUGAUGUGAUAUUAAUAAUAUUAUUAAUCUAUAAAAAAAACAAACAUUUUUUACAUAUAACAUUAUUGCAUUAAAAACAAACAAAAAAUUAAAUUAAAUCAUUAAGUUUCAUUAACUUCGUCGGCUAUUUAAAACAAAAAAUUCAACAACAAAAGAAAAAACAUUAAAAAUUCUAAGAAGCAAUACAAUUAACAAAAAAGAAUUUUAUUCUUUUCAUCUUCUUAGACUUCUUUAGGUUCUUCUUUUUUGUUUUUUUUUUUCUACUAUCUACUUCUUGUAAUAAAUUCUUCGUUAUUUAUUUUAAAUCUUUUUUCAAAAAAACAAAAAAUCUAAUUUAUAAACAAAAAAAAACUUAUCCUUAAUUUUAUUAAUUUUCUCUUUGUUACAACAAAAAUUUAAAAUUAAAAAAAAAUAAAAAUGAAUACAUGCAUCGUAUUACAAUUAUGUUGAUUUCUCUUUUUGUUUUGUGUGCUACUCUUACCAGUAGUGGAUCUUCAUCUUCUUAAAAACAAAACAAAAAAUUAACAAAAAAAACAAAAAAAUUCUAUUUUUAAGAAAUUUUUUUAAACAUUAAAAUUAAUCGAAAAAAAACCACUUACGGCAUAAAAAACAAAAAGAAAUGAAAACAUAAAUAUGAAAAAAAGUCAUCUGUGUUAUAUUUUAUAGUAAUUAUCAUAAAAUAAAAAUAAAAAAUUAUUAAACAUUUGUUUUUUUUUUUUUUUAAAUUGCUAGGUAUUUAACAAAAAAUUGAAAAUUUAAAAAUUACACACAACAAAAACCGGUGUUUUGCGAUAAAUGAUUUUUGAAAUUUAUUAUUAUUAUUAUUAUUUUCCUCUUAAUUAAGAAUUUGUAUGUGUUAUUAUUUAAUUUAAUAUAUUAUUAUUUAAUUUAAUAUAUUAUUAUUAUUAUUAUUAUUUUUUUAUGAAAAAACAAAUCAACUGUGCAUGUUAUAAUUUUUUGUAUUAAAAAAACAAAUCACUAGAUGUAAACAAAAUAAUUACGUUAUAUAUAUAGUUUUUGUUCUUUUUUAAUUAAAUCACAAAACAAAAAAAAAUAAUACUUUUUAUUUUGACAUAUAACAAAAGAAAAAGUAAAACAAAACGAUCUCGAAUUUUUAAUAAUUAUUUACGAAAAAAAAACAAUAAUCUUAUUCUCUCACCACCAACCACCCUUCACCUUUCACCACCACCUUCUUUCGUCUUCUUCUCAUUAAAAACUCGAUCUUUUGAUUUUUCACCAUUUUAAACGAUAUUCAACACACAAUUUCUAUCACAAAACUCACCACAGAAACACUCGUUUUUAAUUUCAUUUCAUUUUUCUAUAUAUCAUGAAAAAAAAAACAACAACAACAAAAAAUCAAGAGGGCUGUUUUAAAACAAAAAUAAAAAAAUUGUUUAUAACUAUAGGAGUAGCAUAGGAAUCAAUUUUGCAAAUGAUAGGAACAAAAACAAACAACCCCCAUUUUUCUCCCCUAAAAUACACAAAUUACAAACAAACAGUAUUUUCUUCGAUCAACGAUGAUAGUUUGAAUCGUUGACAACAACAACAAAAAACUAAUUUGUUUAGGGCAGAAUUUCGACCAAUUUGUUGUAAAAUUAAAAUUAUAUUCCUCUUCUUUUAAUGUAAUCUAAAAACUCGUGUUUCCAAACAAAAAAAUUCUUUCCGCUGUAAAAAAAAAAAAACAAAAAAAUAAUCGUAAAUCUGCUUAGGUGUAAAAUCAUUAACUAUAGGAACAAACAAUUAAAUUAAACAAAACAAAAUAAGAAGAAAUUCUCAAGUAAUGACUGAAAAGCCGAAAGUAAAAAAAUAAUCAUUCAAACUCAAAAAUUAUUAAUUACUACUCUCUCACAGGAAAAUCAGCUAUUUUCAAUAAAAGAAACAAAAAAACAAAUAAAUAGUCAAAAAUAAGCUCCAUUUCCAGUUAUAUACUUGUACGCAAAAAAUAAAAAUAUUAAAUUUUCUAAAAAUCGUGUGUAGAAUAGAAGUUUUUUUUUCGUUUCGAUUGCAAAAAGAAAAAAAUUAAACAAAAAUCAAGAAACAACCAUUAAUCAGUCAUAAAAUGUGAUGUAGAUUGUAGUAUUUAUUAAAUAUAUAAACAAAAUUAAACCAAUACCCAAUCGGUUUUCAGUUGAAAAAUAAAAUAAACAAUUAUGUGUAAAAAAAAAAAUGUCAUUGUUCAAGCAAACAAAAACAAACUCCUCUCUGUUAUGUGUUAUUUGUUUAAAAUAAUUCUUAAAUUUUUGUGUGUAUUUUACUUCGUUUUAGGUUUUUUAAAAAUUCAUUUUUUAAUCAUUCACCAUAUUUCAUUCAUCCCCUUAAUCUCUAUCAUUACAUUUUUUUUAUAUCUCAUCAUCCCCUAAUUCUUUUAAAUUUUAUUUAAGAAACAAAAACAAAAUCUCCCCCGCCAAACAAAACCAAAUUCUUUUUGUAAUUUUUCUAUAUAACAUUAGCUUUAAAAAAAACAACAACAACAACAAUAUAAAAACAUAAAAAAUCAACACAAAACAAAAAUCAAUAUUAUUAAAUGUAUCCAUUUUACUUCUUUUAAUAAAAAAAACAAAAAAAAUAAAAUAUGUUAUCUACACAUAUAGAAAAAAAUCAAUUAUAAAUUACAAUAAAACCCAAGUAUUUUUUAAUAUUAAUAUUUUAUUUUUAAACAUUAAACAUGAUAAUUUUUAAUCAAAUACAUUUUUUUCUAUAUGCGAGAGAGACCAUAAUUAUAUGAGGAUCUUUUUCAUUUAUAAACAAAUAAAAAACUCAAAAACACAGUAAAAUAUUUAACACGAAGAAACAAAACAAAAAAAAAAUAGCCCUUAAGUAAGAUGUUUGAAGAAAAUUACGAAAAGAAAUAAAAUUUAAACAAAAAAACAAAAAAUAAAUAAUUAUUAAAUGUUACCAAUUAAAAUACAAAAAAAAAAACAAAGUAUAUAUAUUAUUAUAAUAUUUAGUAAUGACUCUGAUCACAAUACGAGUUAUCCCACCAUGUGAUUAAUUAAUGAUUAUUAAACAAAAAAAAAAAAAAUAAAAUUAUAAAAAUAAUAAUAACUACAUACAUACAACAACAUCUACGUGAUUUAGAAUGUAAGAUAUUCUCUUUUUAUAUUUAAUAUAAAGAUGAAAAACAAUUUGGUGAAGAUAUAAGAUGAUGAUGAUGAAAAAAAAAAACAAAAACAAAAAAACAAAAAUAAAAACAAUAAAAAGAAAAUAAUUUAAAAAAAAAAAUACUUUUUGGUUUUUUUUAUUUUUUCUUAAUUUUUUUUCAGUUGGUUUUCUCCUUUUUCGUUGGCAUUGUUCUUCUUCUUUUGUUUAAAUGGUUAAACUUCAGUUGUACCUGAUUUUAAUUUGUUGACUUUUUUGUUUGAUUUUGAGUAAGUAUGAUUUUUUAAAAUUAUUUUGAGUGAGCUUUUCAAAGCUCCUCCUUUUACCUUUGACAUAUUCAUCUGGAGCUUUCGGAAAACCUUAUGGUAUGAGUUGCAAAAUGAGUUGUUAAUAUGAUGUGAGUCUGUAACCUAUAAAGCUUUUGGUGCAUUAAAAGCUUGCUUCGAGUUUUUGGGAAAAUCUUCAUUAAGAUUUAAGCAACUUAAUUCAGAUUUCACGACUUCAAAAUAAUUUUAAUUAAAGCUUCACCAUUAACUCACACUCAAAAAAGCGAGAGCUUUUAUUGAACUUUUCAAAUGAGUUAGAGCCACUUACUUUGUGUGCCUCUAAAAUGCAUCUCUUGGCACUGUGAGGUGGGCCUUUAAUUUCAAGCUUUUCCCCGGCCUUGGUGGACUAUUUUGGACUAUUAGUCUAGUUCGCUCCUGGUUUGCUGAAAUAUUUGAUUAAAAUCAUUAAACGUGCUUGUUUUUUUUUGUUUAAAUAAAUAUUUCCAAUUUAAACUAACUUCAAUUGAAAUAUUCAAAUCAGGGACAUUUUGCUGACGUAGAAAUUUAAAUUUCUUCGACCGUCACACGUAGGUUUUGAUGCGAGUGUGACUUCCAAAUAAAAUAAACAAAUAAUGUUUAAAAAAGAUUCACUCAAGCUCCCCCAAAACAAAAACAUGAUAAUUUCUCGUGCUGUUGAGCACGUUCACAAAGUUAAACAAAACUUAAACAAUGAAGCAAAAUCGAACUCAAGGCGAUUGACUUUGUUAUUGUUUGUUUGUUUUUUCAACUCAUUAGCAACAAAUUAGUUAAAUAAUGUUUCAAUGGAUAGACGUAUAGCUCCAAAGGGAUCUGUCUACAAAAUUUUUAUUUAAUUAUUUAUAUUUUUGUUUAACAAUUAAUUCGAAAGAGAACUAUGAAAAAAUCGAUCGAAAAGCACAACGUGAUCGGUUUAAUAAAACCAAACUUAAGAAUUAAAAAAAAACAUAAUAAGAUAAAAAUAAAUAAUAUGUCAGGAAUAUAUAAUAAUAAUAAUAAUAAUAUUUUAAUUCAUAAAACUUAGAAUAGAAAUCAAUCAAUUUUAUUAAAAUUUUUAUAAUUUCAUAAAUUUUCGUGUCCUUAAAAAAAGAGUUAAAAGUUUAAAUAUACUUUUAACUAAACAUGGCAGUGGUCGAUAAAAAUAUAAAAACAAAAUAAAAUAUAAAACAUAUUUACAAAUUUAUAAUUAAAGAAAAAAAAACCAAGAAAAGAAAAUUAAAAGGAAAAAGAAUUACUAAGAAAAUAAUAAAAAAAAAUUCUUUUAAUUGUGUACAAACUAAUGUCUAAGUAAAAAUAAUAAUAAUAAUUAUAAAAAAACAACAAACUAUAUUUUUUAUAUUAAAAAAAAAAACAAAUAACAAUUAAAAGAGAGACAAACAAAAUAUAGGUAUGAACAAAACAAAAAAUUAAAAUUUAAAAAUAAAAUCAUCAUCAUUAAAAAUAUUACACAUUGUUAUUAUAUGAUUUUUCUCAUAUUUAAAAAUUAAUAAUAAUUACAUACAUAUUUAAAUAAAUAUAUAUACAUCAUAUAUAUAUAUGUAUAUAAAUACUUAUUGUGCCAUUAACUUUUAGGUUCAACAAUUUUUUUUAGGUAUUAUACGAUAUGACCUUUUAGUUCUUUUCCAAUUUCAAUUCGAUUGCCUUUCAAUAAAAAAAAAAAAACAUAAAAAUAAGAAAACAUGAGCAACAAUAAGGACAAAAAACAUAAAUGUGAAGAUAAGAUUAAAAAUAAUAUAAUUAGUAGGAUAUGUGUAUGUUUGAAAACAAAAAUACAAAUAUUUAAAAUAAUAAAUAUCGUGAGUGCAAGGAAAAAAAUUUAAUUUUUUUUUUAAAAAACAAAAAAAAACAAAAUACUUAUCGUGUAGAUAUCGUUAUAAACAAACAAACAAAACAAAGCAAAACUUUAAAUAUACAUAUAACUUAAAAAAACAAACAAAAAUUGCAUGUAAGAUUUAUUGAGUUUAUAGGUAUUUGUUUAUAAAAAAUUAAUAAAUUUAACACAUUUUUUAAAUUGUAGGUAAUGUGAAAUAAUUUAAUAAUCAUGGGUGUGUUACAAUGGAAGACAAAAAAAAAAAUUAUAUAUAAAGUGAAAAAAAUAACAAAUUUUAGAAUCGACAAUUAAAUUUAACAAAUUUUUAAAAAAUAGUAUGUGGUUAAAAUAUAAGUAAGAGAUUGGUGUCUUUUUUUUUUUUUUUGAAAAUUUCGUGUAUACAAGUGAUUAUAAUAGUAUCUAAAAAUAUAUAUUUAACUUGCGGUGGUUUCUGAUGGUCUGAGGAUGGAAAAAUCAACUAUUUUACUGUAUAUCGCAAUGCCAGCCAUAUUCUUCUAUUAAAAGGUAAGCAACGUGAACGUAAAAUUAUAAGCUACAUAUAUUUAAAAAAAAAUAUAAAUAUAUAUUGUAUGUGUAUAAUCUUUAGAUAGGUAGGAUUUAUUUUAUUAAUUAUUCUAUUUAUUUAUUUUGAAGUUAUAAAGAACGUUUUUUAUUUGAGGAGGUUAUCGAAAUACUGAAUUUGAGAAGAAAAAAACAAAAAAUUGCGCGCGUUUUGUUGUCAUAAUAUCACCAAGAAAAAAAAACAAACAACAAAUUUCCAAUAAGAUAAGGUAUACAAAAUUUCAAUAAUUUUUUUUGUUAUAAAAUUAAAUUUCGUUAUCGUAAAAUGUGCCAUUAUAAUUUAAAAAAUAAAUAAAAAAAAGAAAAAAGAUACAUUCAAGGAUUAAUUAUUACGCCUUCCUGAGAUGUGCUUUUUUUUAAUCUUUGAAUAGUAAAAUAGAGUUUGUAGGUGUCUAUUUAAACAAACAAAUUUAAAUAUUUAUAUACAUCAUAAUAUAUAUACAUACAUGGUAAGACAUAAGUUAUUUUUUCACUAAAAAUUAAAUAAAACAAAAACAAACUCAAUUCUGUGAGUGCACACAUAUAUACAUAUAAAAAGCAUAUAUAGGCAUACAAAUUCGCAUAUAAACAUAAAGCUUUUGAUGGAUUUAUUAAUGAAAAAAAAAACUAAAAACAAAUUUAAGAAUUAAAAAAAAAAAACAAAGAACACAAGAAAUUUUUGUGUAAGAAUUUUUUCGUUUUCUUUUUAAAUAGAAAUAAGUUGCACCAGAUAGACAAGUCUAAACAUUAAAAAUAAAAUAAAUACAAAUUAAUAUACAAACCGACAAACAACUGUAAUAAAAAAAGCUUCGUCCUUCGGAAUAAUUAUAGUGCGCUUUCUUCAAAAAACGCUUCUUAUCUUCGACUACUUGCUCUCUGGAUGGGAACUUUUUAGUUUUCCAUCCGCCACUUAUUGACAACUUUUGUAUGUGGUCGUUUCUUUUUUAAGCAAUUUUUCAAGACCUAAACUUUUAAUUUUGAGUGAAAGCUCAUCACUAUUUUUCUUUAACGAGUCUUUAUUUUUGUUGAAGUAAUAAAAAUUCACUUAAUUUUCAUCUUUGUCCUUAAACCAAAUAACAAAAUCUGAUUUUUCAAUUUUGAGUGAAGACUCUUCAAUAAUUUUGUUUUAAUUAUUGUUUCCAGGAUUUCCCAAUCACUUUUUUCAUACUCUUAAUUGCGUGAAACCUUAAUAAUAUUUUUAUCUUACUUCCAUUAUCUUAUUUUUCAAACUUAAAAUAUUGAGUGAAAGCUUAACAAAUAAUAUUUUUCUUUAACGACUUUUUGUCGAAGUAGUCAAAAACGUACUUACUUUUCACCUUUGUUCUUAAUCUAAAUAAAAAAAUCGGAUUUUUCAGUUUUGAGUGAAGCUCUUUAAUAACUUUUUUUAAAUUAUUGUUUCCAUAAUUUCCAAAUCUCCUAUUUUCUUACUCUUAAUUGAGUGAAAGCUUAAUAAUAUUUUUACAUUUACUUCCACUAUCUUAUUUUUAAACUUAAAAACUUUUCAUCUUUAUUCUUAAACUAAAUAAAAAUCAGAUUUUUCAAUUUUGAGUGAAAGCUCUUCAAUAAUUUUGUUUAAAUUAUUGUUUCCAUAAUUUCCCAAUCUCUUUUUUUCUUACUUUUAAUUGAGUGAAAGCUUAAUAAUAUUUGUAUCUUACUUUGACUAUCUUAUUUUUCAAACUUACAAUAUUGAGUGACAUCUUAACAAAUACAAUUUUUCUUUAACGAGUUUUUGUCUUUAUCUUUUUUCUUAAACCAAAUAACAAAAUCUGAUUAUUCAAUUCUGAGUGAAAGCUCUUCAAUAAUUUGUUUAAAUUAGUGUUUCCAUAAAUUCCCAAUCUCUUUUUUUUUCUUACUCUAAAUUGAGUUAAAGCUUAAUAAUAUUUGUAUUCUUACAUUCAUUAUCUUACUUUUCAAACUUAAAGUAUUGAGUGAAAGCUUAACAAUAAUUUAUUUUAAAGAGUUUCUGUAUCCCUAUUUUUUGUUCUAAAAUUUCUUCAUACCAAAAAAGAAAUAUGUAUGAAAAGCUCAAUACUAUUGAGCGAAAGCUCUUUCUCAAAAAUUUGUUUCAAACAAAUUACCAAUAUUAUUGCUCAUAACCAAUAUAUAGAACAAAAUUCUAAAGAAACGCAUAUUUCCUGUCUCCAGCUUAGCUUGUCCUCUGGAUUAAUACGAAAUUUUCAAUAGUGACACAAAACAAAAAAAUUAGUAUUCUUUUAUAUGUAUUGUAUAUGUGCAUACCAAAGUAAUUUUUAUUAAUUAAAAACAAAAAUACAAAACAAAAACUAGUUAUAACCAAUUUCAAAUCUUAGCUAGGUAGGAUAUGUAAGGAUAUUGUAUUAUAAUUAUUUUAUAAAAUAUUAGUUUUUCUUAAAAUUUUUAAUUUUUUUUCUAUUGAUCAAUGAGGGAGUUAGUAAGAGUAUCCUUAUACGAAUUUGGCAAACAAAACAACAAAUAUUCGAAUAAAUUAAGGAACAAAGCAAUUACAUACAUACAAAGAACGAACAAAGCAAAACAAAAUCAAUUUUUAGGUUGUUUCGGUUAAUUUUAAGCCGAAUUUUAAUAAAAUUGAUUGAUUCUUAAUUUGAUGAUUCUAUCGUUUCUAUGUAAUUUUUAAAAAUUAUAAAUUACAGUAAAAAAAAAAACAAAAAAUACUCAAUAAAUUUAGAGACUUACAGCAUGAACAAAACAAAACAAAAUUAAUAAGAAGUAUGUAUAAAUUUAAAUUAAGGUUUUCUUCGUAGAUGGUAUAUAAAAUUAAAAUACAAAAAUUAUAUAUAUGUAAAAUGUAUAAAUUUAUAUUUAAACGAAAAAGCAAAAACAAUUAAAGAAUAAACGAAUUUUCCCUUUUGCGUCAUCGUCCAUAUCAAAGUUUACGAAAAAUAAAGUAAGAAAAUAAUUUUAAAAAAAAUUAAAAUUUAAACUCAAAACAAAUAAAUUAAAAAUGAAAUUAAAUAUUUCGUGCUUUAAACAACAACAAAAAAAAACAAACAAACAAAUAUUUAAUCAAAACAAUAAUGUCGUGCUCAAUGUUUUUUAAGUAGUUUUUAUUCACUGUGUAAUUCAGGCAACAAACCAGCAAACAAUAUUUAAAACAGCAUAUUUUAAAUAAAAAUUCAAAAAACCAAUACAAAAAAAUAUUCUUACAAAAAUACCAAACAAUAAAAUAGUCAAUUUCUCCGUCAUCAUUUCUUAACUAAAAUACAACACACAAAAAUAUAGUAUAAAAAUAUUAUUCAUCAUUAUUAUUAUUAUUAUCAGUGUCAGUAGUUGCGCGCUUAUAAUAAAAAAAUAAUAGACAAAAUAAAAAAUCGCUUAUAAAUAUCGUUCAUUUAAAUAUAUAAAUUAAAACAAAAAGUUUAAUAAUAAAAAUUUAAGUGUUUAAUAAAAAGUGUAACAGAAAAAAGUAAAUUUCGUACAGAAUUAGAGAAAAACAUAACUAAAAAUAGUAAACAAAAAAAAAAACAAACAGAGAAGAAUCCCAGCUUCUUAAACAAACAUUUUUUUAAUUAAUUAAAAUUUAUAAUUUAUAAUUUCACCAAAUCAAGUUUCCAUAAAUAAAAAAAAAAAACAAAUUAAGUCAAAUCUCUAUCUCUCUAUCUCACACCAAAACAAACUUACCAUACACCAUAAACCCACUCUUUAUCUCUCUUUCUCUCUCAGUCAUUCUUCAUCAAAUCAGUUUUUCUUUUGUUAUAAUUUUAUUGAAAUAUAAUAAUUUUAUGUUCUUGUAAAAUACCAAAAAGGGAAGCAAAGAACUGUACUGUGACAAAUGAAAAAUAUUUAAAUGAUAAGCAUACAAAAUUAAGAAAGAACAAAAAUUAAACUUAAAAACAUUUUUUAUUGUUCUUUAUAAAAAAAAUAAACAAACAAAAAAAAAGAAAAUUACAAUAAUUUGUAGGUUAAACAAAAAUAUAAAAUUUAUUAGGAAAAACCAAAUAAUUAAAGAUAAAUUAACAAAACCAAAAAAAAAAAAUACAACAAAAAUAUUUUAAACUGAAUUUGCAUAUGUUAUGUAGCUAACAAUAUUCAUUUACAAUAAAUAAAGUUAAUACAACAAAAAACAAACAAAAACACUGUCUUGUUUCUAUUUUCCAAAACUUGGAAUAUUAUUUUUUCUCUAGAAGGUAAAUUAUAAAAAUAAUACAACAAAAAAUAAAAAAACAUAUCUUUGCUUUGUUUGAACUGAAUUGGUGAAAUUAUUUUAUUUAAUUUUUUUUUCGGAGCCAACUUAAACAAAAUAAAAACAAUAUUUUUUAUUUUAUUUUAUACUUUUUGUUUCUAAAUAUUUAAAAAAAAAAAUGAUAAAAAAAGGUGAACAGGAUCUUAACAAAAAAUUCUGGUUUCUGUGACAACAUAACAAAAAAAAAUACGAAGAGACAAAAACACAAAUCCCAACACAAAAAAUGACAAAACUUAUGACUUUUUUAACUUUCAAAAACAAAGUUAAAUCACACAAAAGCGAAAGACUAAAUUUAAAUUAAAAACAAAAAACAAAAUAACAUAAACCAAAAAAUAUCAUAAGUAUCUUAAGGAUAAAAUAAUUAAUUAAAAAAAAACUUUCAUACACUCACCCACAACAUUUACUGUACACUCCCUCACACAUACCUACAUCAAAAAACAACAACAAAACAAAAAUACAUGAAUUUAUAAAACAAAAAUAUAUAUACAAAAUAUUAUACAUAGAUAUAACGAAAAAAAAACAAAAACAAAAUAAUAUUUGUAAUUAAGAAGAAACAACUAUUGUAACAAAUAAAUAAUUGUGAUGUAAUUUUUAAUGGACCUCUCUAUCUCUUGUUUAUAAUCAAUUAAAUUUUAAUAUCAAAUACAAAAAAAAAAUUAAUCGUGUUUAUAUAUUUAAAUUGGUAAUAAAAGAACAAAAAUAUGGCAAACCACAACAACAACAAAAACAACAACAAAAAAUUAAGUAAAUUCCGAUGAAAUAAAGAACACGCGCUCCUUUGCAUUAUUGUGAAUGCAAAUAUCAAUAAUUGUAUUUUUUGACAAAAAUAUGAUAAAAAUAUGAAAAAAAACAGACAAAACAAAAUAAUUAUUAUUAAUUAUGUAAAUGUAAGUAAAUAAAACAAAAAUUAUAAUCAAACAACUUUAUAUGAAAGACAAAAAAUAAUUAACAAAAAAAAAUACAAAAGAAAUUAUAUAUAUAUACAAAAUAUAUAUAAAUUUUAAAAAAUAGAUCUAACAACAAUUAAAAAAUAAAAAAAAAAAAACUUUACCAAAAACAAAAUAAAGUCGACAAAAAUAAUGAAAAAAUGGUAAAAUAGGAUUAAAUAAAAAAUAAAACAAAAAUAUAAAAUUUGAUAUUAGGUUUAAGUAACUAGUUGUUAUUUCAAAUUGAAUUGAUUAUUUAUUUAUGAACCAAGAAAACAAAAACAAA
Molecule: messenger RNA, 13993 nt
Organism: Eupeodes corollae
Lineage: Eukaryota; Metazoa; Arthropoda; Insecta; Diptera; Syrphidae
Product: protein charybde
Exons: 4
Coding region: 1383-2255 (290 amino acids)
Biological process (GO): apoptotic process; regulation of TOR signaling; negative regulation of signal transduction
Cellular component (GO): cytoplasm
Source: RefSeq, a predicted model, not a curated record